Oryzias melastigma (Indian medaka) is the source of this 1551-nucleotide messenger RNA. RefSeq names its product septin 6 (gene septin6). Gene Ontology annotation, biological process: cilium assembly; cytoskeleton-dependent cytokinesis. Gene Ontology annotation, cellular component: septin ring; septin complex; microtubule cytoskeleton. Bases 1 to 1284 code for a protein of 427 amino acids. NCBI's taxonomy places the organism in Eukaryota, Metazoa, Chordata, Actinopteri, Beloniformes, Adrianichthyidae. The transcript has 10 exons. Gene Ontology annotation, molecular function: molecular adaptor activity; GTPase activity; GTP binding. The record is from RefSeq and is a predicted model, not a curated record.
AUGGCUUCGACCGAGAUAGCAAGACAAGCUGGUGAAGGAGCUCGCGCUGUGCCUCUGUCCGGCCAUGUUGGCUUUGACAGUAUGCCUGACCAGCUGGUCAACAAGUCUGUCAAACACGGCUUCUGCUUCAACAUUCUGUGUGUUGGUGAGACUGGUUUGGGCAAAUCCACUCUUAUGGACACACUGUUUAACACCAAGUUUGAGGGAGAGCCUACCCAGCACAAUCAGCCAGGAGUCACUCUGAAGUCCAACACCUACGAACUUCAGGAGAGCAACGUGCGUCUGAAGCUUACUGUCGUCAAUACAGUGGGCUUUGGAGACCAGAUAAACAAGGAAGAGAGUUACAAGUCCAUUGUGGAGUUCAUUGACACACAGUUUGAAGCAUAUCUUCAGGAGGAGCUCAAAAUCAAGCGCACGCUUCACAAUUACCAUGACACCCGCAUACACGCUUGCCUUUACUAUAUUGCCCCAACUGGACACUCGCUCAAAUCACUGGACUUGGUGACCAUGAAGAAGCUCGACAGCAAGGUCAAUAUCAUCCCAAUUAUUGCCAAGUCGGAUACCAUCUCCAAGAGCGAACUGGCCAAGUUCAAGAUUAAAAUCACCAGUGAGCUGGUCAGCAAUGGAGUCCAGAUCUACCAGUUCCCCACGGAUGACGAGUCUGUGGCCGAGAUUAACUCCACCAUGAACAGCCAUCUGCCCUUCGCUGUGGUGGGGAGCACAGAGGAAGUGAAGAUUGGGAAUAAAAUGGUGAAGGCUCGGCAGUACCCCUGGGGGACGGUGCAGGUGGAAAAUGAAAACCACAAUGACUUUGUCAAACUUAGAGAGAUGCUCAUCAGGGUCAACAUGGAGGACCUGAGAGAACAAACCCACACACGGCAUUACGAGCUCUAUCGGCGGUGCAAACUCGAAGAGAUGGGUUUUAAGGACACAGACCCUGACAGCAAGCCCUUCAGUCUGCAAGAAACUUAUGAAGCAAAACGGAACGAGUUCAUGGGAGAACUCCAGAAGAAAGAAGAGGAGAUGAGACAGAUGUUCGUCCAGAGAGUUAAAGAGAAGGAGGCUGAGCUCAAAGAAGCAGAGAAGGAGCUGCACGAGAAGUUCGACCGUCUGAAGAAGCUCCACCAGGACGAGAAAAAGAAGCUGGAGGAGAAGAAAAAGGGCCUGGAUGAUGAAGUCAACACGUUCAAGCAGAAAAAGACUGCAGCUGAGCUUUUGCUGAACCAAGCCCAGCAGGCAGGGGGUUCCACUACGCUCAAGAGGGAUAAAGAAAGGAAAAACUAAGGAUCCCUGUUUAAAAACACCUGCUCCCUUACGACCACCCUGCUGUGAAUGAGCCCCUCCCUUCCCAUCAUUCCUUACAGUUUUCCUCCUUCACGUCACCCCCUACCCCACCCCUACCCCCUCCUGUGGAAGAUGCUGGGCAUUGCUAUUUGUUUUUGUUUGCCAUCACCCCUCCUCACCUGAAUGAUGCUUGUAGGUUUCAUUCAAGCAAUCAUUCAUUUGGCUUUUGAUGUUUUUUAUGCAAAUUAAAGAAGUUCAUUCCUUUUA